GUCAGAGGUGUCUUAUUGGUGUAGUGACAGCUCCCGUAGAAAGAUAGUGAAAAAUGUUACUUUAAUUUAUCACCUGGCCCAAUCGCGUGUAGUCAUGCCGAAGCGCCGUUCACCGUCCACACUUGUGUUAACGUGUUUGAAAGAGAUUUGCUCUUCCAUUGAUUGGUUCUCUCGUCAUCAUCGACAGCAAUUUGUUUGCCUCACUAGUGAUUUGGUCAGCCGGAUUUUCAAUCGAUUAAAAACUAGGCCAGAUUUAACUGCCCAGCAUUUCCAAUUGGUUGUUACGGAUCAUGUAAAUAACAUUGACCUUUCGAAUCCUUAUCAGCACGACGAAUGGGAUUCGUACAUUGAUUCUGUGCUAGAUAUUAUUUAUGUUAGAAAACCGAACCUGAUCCGGAUCAAUUUUUCUAACGUCCUACGCAUUCCGGAUGUUUUUUGGUCUCACAUCAUUCAAUCACUCACCUCACUUCAAAUCAUUAGUCUUCGUUCGACCAACUGCAGUGAUCAGCAAGUUCUCACGAUCCUUAGACAUUGUCGCAAUCUAAGGGAAUUGGAUCUUUCCCUUUGCGAACGUGUAACCAAUUGGAGCAUCUCCUGUCUGAAUGAGGAGGCCGAAGUUGGGUUGAAAUUGCAACACCUGGACUUGAUGCAAACACAGGUGGACGAGCGGGGCAUUCGUUCUGUUUUACAGGGUUGCCCAGGGCUUCGAAGCCUUAAAUGGCGUAAUACAAUUAACGUUUUAGGGCAAAUUUAUCGAGAUCUUUCAGGCAACAGGUCAUUGACUACCCCGCCAAGCUUUUCUCUUCAUCAACUCAUUAGUGAUUAUUCGUAUCGACUUUCCUGUCUUCCAGGAGCUGUCCAGCUCUGUCGCCACGCCGUCCAGGUUAUCAUUGACGGCCCGUCUCAUUUAUUGGCUAAGGAAUUGCAAUCACUAGAACAUUUGGUUUGUCUCCGUGAACUGCACGUCCUAUUGGCCAGUAACAAUAUUACCGAAUCCAAAUUGGAUUUCCGUGAAGGUUUCGAUUUGAUUUUGCUCAAACAUGGUCCGACGUUGGAACACUUAUCGCUUGGCCGGAUUCAUAACGUCAAUCUGCAACGAAUUGCUCAUUACUGCCGUCAACUCGCAUCCUUAUCCCUCGAAUCGAAUCACAGCUAUGACCAUACAGAGACGUCAACGAGGACCAUCCAAUAUCUGUCCAAGUUUCAUGUGAUUAUACGCGAUCGUGAACGUGUUGACGUGGAUGAUUCAGUUCGCGACGUCCCAGGGUUGUGUCUGAGCGCCCUCAUUUCAUCUACAAACAUGAAACAGAUUAAAAUACGAGCCUGUCAGACGCUGGAUGACGAUAUUUUUAUCGAGAAAUUAGUCGGGCACAAUCUUGAGACUCUUGAACUGGAAUCUUGCUCCUAUAUUUCGAUGAAAAGUCUUUGGUCCGUGGUAGAACGUUCCGAACGUUUGUCCAACCUCAAAGUGUAUCGAUGUCAACUAGUCAACUAUCAUGAAAUUGCCACACUUCAUGCAGUCAUCAAUGAGCAACAUGGCGACCUGGCUGUAGAUUACUAUAGCGAUGAUUAAAUGUAAGUGUA
Molecule: messenger RNA, 1584 nt
Organism: Daphnia carinata
Lineage: Eukaryota; Metazoa; Arthropoda; Branchiopoda; Diplostraca; Daphniidae
Product: F-box/LRR-repeat protein 20-like
Exons: 5
Coding region: 95-1573 (492 amino acids)
Biological process (GO): SCF-dependent proteasomal ubiquitin-dependent protein catabolic process
Cellular component (GO): SCF ubiquitin ligase complex
Source: RefSeq, a predicted model, not a curated record